Acanthoscelides obtectus is the source of this 669-nucleotide messenger RNA. The record is from the annotation of a GenBank genome assembly. Lineage: Eukaryota; Metazoa; Arthropoda; Insecta; Coleoptera; Chrysomelidae.
UGUUAAACCUAUAACACCCUGCUACAUUUUUAUUAUUUGUGUUUGAUAAGAAAAAAACUAAGAUUUCAAUAGUUGGGCCAACUGAAGUGGGAAGGGGCUCGUACACGCAGCCACCACAGAAAAACCUGACCAUUUUAUCACUUGUUGUUGGCAAGAUAAAUCGACCGUGAAGAUGAUGCCUCCUUCUACAAUUCCUGAAAGCAUUGUGUAAGAUCACUUCAUGCGUGACACAAGUUCCUCUAAAAAGACUAGCUGGGUACCCCGCGGAUGAAAUGCUGGCGUCACAUGGCGAAGAUUCGCCCUGUUCUGGACAAGGAUGCUUGAAACGGUCAGCUCAAGAGGAAGGACCAUUUUGGGCAAACAGAGGAAAAAGAGACCCGCUUCUGGAUGACAGAUUAUGCUGGAUUUUUGUCAGACAAAGCGAUUUGGAAUUUGAACCCCCAGGUGUACCUUACAGAAAACAUGAACUCCGAAUGAGGGACAGAAGAGCCAAAGGUGAUGAUCUUCCAUUUUAUGCCGCACGAGGGAAAAAGCAGCGUUCCAAACACGAUAACCAACUGUAAAUUGUAACUUAUAGCUGAUAAAUGACAUGUACCAUCAGUUGAACCCAUCUACUCAAUUUUGUUAAUAUGUAACGAUUUGUUACGUUAUUGAAUAGACAUAUUCCUA